Messenger RNA from Drosophila grimshawi, 3312 nucleotides. RefSeq names its product GATOR complex protein Wdr59. Bases 121 to 3114 code for a protein of 997 amino acids. Lineage: Eukaryota; Metazoa; Arthropoda; Insecta; Diptera; Drosophilidae. Gene Ontology annotation, molecular function: protein binding. The record is from RefSeq and is a predicted model, not a curated record. The transcript has 6 exons.
UCGUGUUCUUAUCAGUUCGUUUUGUUUUGUACUGUAGUUAGUAAGUUAAUUAAAAAUAGCAUUUUAUGUUACCACCAACAUCCCUAGCAUCACAACCCACAACACCCGCAUAAUAGUAGGAUGCCGCCAACAGAGACACUACGUGCUGGCAGCGGCAAUGGUGAAAGAGGCGCCGGUGGCGCUGGUGGCUCCGAACAGACAUACAUCAUCAGACAGAGCAACAAAUGUUACGAGCACCGCGAUUCUCAGGCGACGGCCAUGUCUGUGGACUACUCCGGUCAAUGGGUGCUGUUGGCGGGUCGCGGCCAUUUGGCCCUGCAGCGUUUGGGCCAAGACGAUGGAACACUGCGUCGUCACGAGCGUCAGUCCAAAUACGACAUAUCCGUAGCCGAGUUUGCUAUUUGUCCUAGUCGUCGAGAGUACUGUGCCAUAGCGACCAGUCAAAAUAUUGACAUUGUGCGCUGGGGUCCUGCCGAACCCUACUAUGAGAAUUCGUUGCGUGGACAUACGCGCACAGUCACCGACAUCGACUGGCAUAACAAGAAUCCAAAUUUGCUGGUCAGCUGCUCCAUAGACACCUUCUCGCACAUUUGGGAUCUGCGCGAUCCGCGCAAGCCGGCAUUAUCCUUGAACGCCGUCUGCAUGUCGGGCGCCACUCAGGUUGGCUUUAAUCGUCGUUCGGGUAACUUGUUGGCCGCCGCUCACGACGGUGACUUGCGGAUCUGGGACAUACGCAAGGGCAGCUGUCCCACACACUAUAUAACCGCGCAUCUGAAUCGGGUGCAUGGCAUCAAUUGGAGUCACAAACGAGAGACGUGCCUGGCCACAGCCAGUCAGGAUGGCACCGUCAAGUACUUUGAUGUGUGCAAUCCCAGGAGAGCUGAGAAGAUCAUUACCACACUAUCACCCGUAUGGAGGGCAAGAUAUACACCCAUCGGCAACGGUUUGGUCAGCAUUGUCGUGCCGCAUUUGGGUCGCGGCGAGAACAGCCUGCUACUUUGGAGCAAUAGCAAGCAAACGGAUCCCAUUUGCUCAUUUGUUGGACACACCGAUGUCAUUCUGGACUUUGCCUGGCGCCCCAAUCGCGAGGACUCCACAGAAAUUGAAUUGGUGACAUGGUCGCGUGAUCGAACGUUGCGCGUCUGGAAAAUCGAUGAUACAAUGCUGAAGCUAUGCGAGCCCUCGCCCGAUGAGGAUGAGGAGGGCGAUUCGUCACGCUACGAGCCGGACUUAAGUGAAUUGCGUGCACUAACGCCGCCAGAGUUUAUGCAUACGCUGCAGCCGCGUCCGAUGACGGCUGCAUCACUGCCCAUUGCGGCGACACUGGAGCCGGGUUUGGGUGCCAAUACUCUGCCCAUGGCACGCUCGCCCAGCUUUGGCGGCGUCUAUGCGCGACGCGAGGAGACGCACAUUGCACGUUCUCUAACCGACCAGCCGACGUGUUCGCUGCAGCACGAAUUCUCGCUGCUGAACACAAAUAUGCCCCACGUGGAUGUGGAUAUGCUGUGCGCAAUAAAGCGUUAUGCAUGCUUUAAGAUCUGCGCUGCGGAUCACACGAUCAUAUUACAGGUGACAUUUCCCACCGCCUAUCCCAGUCCGAAUGUGCCGCCCGAUUUUCAGCUGUGCCAGGGCACCACUCUGUCCAGCGAUGUGAGCGGUGUGCUCCUCAAAGUGCUGCGCACUAAUGCGCUGCAGCGUGUCAAGAAAUCUCGCAGCUGCCUGGAACAAUGCCUGCGCGCACUGGUCGCCGCGAUGAAGAAGCGUGUGACAUCCGUUGCUGGCGCUGGUGCGGAUCGCAGCCAAAUGUUGUUGCAAUCGCCACGAUUAGAGGGAGCACUGUCGAGUGCUCUGCACGAUGCCUGCAUACCAUUUCCACGCACAUCGGGCGUGCACUUCAAUGCCAUCGGCAUGUUGACCACCUUUGCCCAGGUGAUGAACACCAAGCGGCUGACAUUGCGCCAGCAUCAGUCGAUAACGCCGCGCACCCUGAGCGCCAUCAAUGGCAGCGGACUGCUGGGCAAUGUAAUGUCAACAACAACAGCGCAACGAGAUCCGAAUGCCUCGUUCUAUCUGCAGGAGCGCAUGAUUGCCUGCAAGCGUCUACAGGGCAAACAGCGUGUGAUGCGCCAAAUCAAUGGCACCACUCCCGUCGUUCACAUCUACGAUGCCAGCCAGUUGCUGCACAUUAACCGUGACAUGGCACGCGAUUUCACGCUGGACAAGCGAAAUAUUGUCGAAACGUGUCGACGCAAUGGUGAAAUUUGUCGCGCGCACGGACGACUGGAUUUGGUGCCCAUUUGGCUGCUGGCGGAGCUGAUAGCAACACCGCAUGUACCGCACGAGUCGUCGAUGAGUUGCCAGCUGCUAUUCUACAAGGAUCCGUUCAAGAAAUCACUGCUCGAAUCGCUCAUUAUGCAUUAUGCUGGAGCUGGGGAUGUUCAAACCGCUGUACUUCUCGCCUGCCUCUUCGACAAGUGUCCGGCGGCGGGCCUGAUGGGCAUGGACAUGGACGUGGCCAGCUGCCGUCUGCCCGCCCAGCUCCAUGCGCAAUUGUCGCCAUAUCAUACAGUUUUGCCGCUUGAUUUCAAAUCAUCCGCCCAGGCACGUGCCUCGAGCGGCACUUGGCAACAGUUGAAGCAGUUGCGUAGCAAUUCGUGGUCGGAUUCGUUGGAUUGGCUGGACUUUAAGCUGGGACAGACGGAUGCGUUUGCGUGUUCGCUAAUUCGACGCACCAAAAUGCCGCUCUUCGAUCAAUUCAAGCGCGCCUAUGCGGAUGUCCUCUUUGGCUGGCAGCUCCUGACGAAGCGUGCGGUAAUUCUCAAACAUACGCUGCACACACCGCCGCCGUCGCAGGGCGUUGAAUUUGUCACCGAGUGUGCCGGCUGUGGCAAACCGAAGCGUACGCCCAAAUGUGAGCCAUGCAAGCGGCCAGUUUUAAUCUGCAUCCUUUGCUGCCUGCCAGUGCGUGGUGCAUCAAACGCUUGCCUCUCCUGCGGCCAUGGCGGACACAUGCAGCACAUGAUACACUGGUUUGAGCAUCACACGGUUUGUGCCACGGGCUGUGGCUGCAGUUGUUUGCAGCGCACCUCGGAGCUGCUGGCACUCAUUAGCUGAUUAUGAAUGGCGCUUGAAAUACAACUAGCUUUAGAUUUGCUAAAACUUUACGCUGUGGUAAUCAAGAAACAUAAACAUAAUUGUUUUAUUUUUCUUUUUGUAUGUCUCCAAGACGACAUUUUGUAAUAUUUGCAUAUAUAUGACGAUGAAAAAUAUAAUUUGUACUCUACUCUUUGAGUAAAGCAGCUAUCAGUUCGA